Eruca vesicaria subsp. sativa (arugula) is the source of this 591-nucleotide messenger RNA. The record is from the annotation of a GenBank genome assembly. Lineage: Eukaryota; Viridiplantae; Streptophyta; Magnoliopsida; Brassicales; Brassicaceae.
AUGGCAAUGAUUCAAGCUACCAAAAAUCGAGUGUCUUUCAUCAUGGAAUUGAGACCGUGUAAAGAAGGCAUACAGCCAAAGCUCGCUGCAGGUAAUUGUUUCGAUCUUCCAUCAGACUACUUCCAGCAGCUACCAAGUGAUCUUCGUCUCGAUUUAAAUGAUGCUGCCUUUGAUCUCUCUAAUGGACCCAUCAUCGAUGAGCCUUUGGGAGGCGUCUGGUAUCUGCCGGAAAAAGGUUCAAGGGCAUGGGACAGUAUGGUCAAGGUGAAUUACAGAAGAACUAACGUUGCUGAGAACUCACAGAUUGCUAAAGCGAUGAUUACAACUGGAGAGGUCCUGUCUGCAAAUACAUCACCUGCUUCAGUCGGUAAUGAAUCCAUGUCAAACACGAGGAUGUUUAAGUUCGGAGAGCUUCAGGUUGCUGUGAGUCCAGAGAAAGCAUACGCCGGAGCAGCCAUUGCAUUUGUGUUUGGGUAUUCUCUAAGAGGGUCUCUUCUAGCUAUGUUUUAUGCGUCAGCCGUCUUGUCAGGCUUCACAACAGCUGGCCUCCUCCUUCUCGCUAAGCAGCUUUCAUCAGAGAAAGACUCAUAA